UACUGUAUGUAACCUGUGCACAAAUAAUGAGAGUCAGAUUUAAACUGGGGACCUCUAUGUUUGAAUUAAGAAACUCUCCAAGUGUUAGGGUCUGCUAAAUUCACAUUCUAUGAAAACUUGGGUUUUUUUAAAUUAUAAAAUGAGAUUCGAGUUGCGCGCUGCAUUGCUUGUGGUUUUCGACACACUACUUUUGGGAUUCGUUCGAUGUGGAAAUAUCCGGUAUUUUGUGACUGAGAUUUGUGGACAGGAAAUAGGUCCAGACUUCGGGACCUAUCUUGAAUUCGACAAGGACGGUAUUAUAGCAACGGAUGGAAAAUUUGCCCCACCAAAUAUUAUUGGUAAAGAAUUCAAAUGCACAGUUACAAUUCGAGGAAUGCCGUCUUCCGGCGCAAAACGAUACAUGUCUGUAUAUUGGCGAAAUUUCAUAUUUAAAGCACCGGAAGUCGACAAUAUUGCGAAAGAUCCGGAGACGUGUGGUAAGGCGUAUGUUACUUUAUACAAAGGCAAGGGAACUAAUGUUGCAGAGAAAGAAACGUUCUGUGGAUUAAAUGCUUUACCCACACACAUUGAAUGGGAGGGGGAGUAUGCGACCUUGUUUUUCUACGUGGACUACCGAUCCCCGUCAUCCCCGGAUCCGGAUGAUCCCUCUAAAUUCCUGUAUUCUGAAAUCUUUUUACGACUUGAUAUUACCUCAUUUGACUUUGGGUGUGCGGAUACCAAGGAAGGGGUGGUCAUGAUGUGCAAUAACAGCAAGCGGUGUCUGGACGACUCAUUACGCUGUGAUUUCUGGUUUUCCCGAAACUGUCAAUCGGAGUCUUAUCCCAGGGAUAACUCGGAUACGAGUAGAUGGCCCCCGGGAAACUGCUUCAAGAUAGUUCAAACAACAACUACCGAGCCCCUCCCCACCACUCCCCCUCCUGAGCCUGACUUCACUCCCUUGAUUGUUGUCGUAGGACUGGCGGCUGCCCUUGCCUUCUUUUUCUGGUGUUUCUGGAGGCCUGGCUACCUAAUAUGGCGACUCGGUCGACUGCGCAACCAUCCCUGCGUGAGAGCAUGUGGGGCGUGCAUUCCGUGCUCAGUAAUGUGCGUCAGAUGUUGCAGUUGCAGCAGCUGCUGUAUAGGUGAAUAUGAACAGAGUCCUACGGGGCCUGCAGCCUUUAGAGCCCUUCAGGUGCAGGAGAUCGAAUCUCACAACUCUUCUGUAAAAGAGAACAGUCAGCUUAUCGGAGGAAGUUCCCACUCUGGUAAGUCUGGGAAGGAUGCAGGACGUAUUUUGCCAUGCUUUCCAAGGACUUCCGUGCCGGAAAAGCAAGUGGGCAAAGUAAGAUUGAGACAGGCCACGGUUUGUCCUUUACAAACGUCAACAGCGGAACCGGACCAAGGAAACGGGGAACAGGGCGGCUCUGGAACAGAGCCCGGAACAGGAAGUACUGAAACCAACACAGAGAACCCAAAAAUGGGCGUGUCUGCAGGCAACAUCAACUUCGUCAAUGAUUGGGUAAAAAUGUUAACUGGUGAUGGAUGCCAUCUUAGAGAGCAUCGAUGAGACUUUGUACAGUAUCCGUCACCUAAACAUAGCUGAUUUAAGUGACCAACAUUUGUAUUAAAUUCUAAUAUAUCGUCCUUGACCUUACAUAUAAUAACAGUUAUCAUAAAGA
Magallana angulata is the source of this 1658-nucleotide messenger RNA. RefSeq lists its product as uncharacterized. The coding region runs from base 110 to 1546 and encodes 478 amino acids. NCBI's taxonomy places the organism in Eukaryota, Metazoa, Mollusca, Bivalvia, Ostreida, Ostreidae. The transcript is spliced from 7 exons. The record is from RefSeq and is a predicted model, not a curated record.